CAGCUUAGAUUACGAUCUGGUGUUUAUAUCCCAUUUUGCUCACUAAGCGGCACUCUUGCAGGCAGGGAAUUUUCCCGAGGUAUAGCCUGUUUGCGGUGUUUUGCGCUGUAUUCAGUAAGUAGUAAGACCAGUUUGGCUCUGGUUGGGCCUUCUUCGCGUUGGUGUCAUUCAGUCAUAGCAUAGACUUGUGUUUUUGUCUGGAGCGAUAACCCACGACUUCAUAGUAUGAAUCAUGAAUAACAACAGCCCACGAAAGAAUAAUGGAUAUGCUCGUUUUGCUUCCAAGCCAAGUUACGACCAACAAGAAGUUGGGUUAAUUGCAGGUGCAGACGAUGAUGACACUGUGGAUGAUUUGGUUUACAGGGAUGAUGUCAAUGGCAUGGAUAAACCAGAUGAGAAUACUGAAACAAAAUAUUCAAUGCGAGUGAGUAUGGAGAGGAUGAAUGGUGUUAAUGUCAAAACAACGCAUUCCACAAGUUGCAAGUUGAAGUUUAUUGUUACAUUAUGUGGCUCCAUUAUAAUAAUCGGCAUGAUUCUUAUUUUACAUUUCUACAAUAAUCGCCCAAAGACUAUCAGCAUUGGGGAUGGACCCUAUGGCCUUGCACAACUGUGUUUACAUGACAGGUCUCUGAAAAUUUUAGACCACAUGAAGAAUAUUAAAAUGGAAAUCUCAAUUGCAGGAGAUUCUUUUCCUUCAAUUGAAUAUGACCAAGCGUAUAACUGUAACAAAGAUCCAGCAACUAUGUCUGGUGUGUGCUUGAGAUGGCCUGAACAUAAUACCACAUUGAGCAUUAUUUCGGUGAAAAUUCCGGUUUCUUCGCCACCGAGUGAUGCUCUUCAGUGCUUUAAGGUUUCAUGGUCUUACAAGCAUGAUUACAUACCUGAAGAUUGUAUAUAUCUAGACAGUGUUGAUAAUGGUGAAAUAAUCGGACAAAAUGUCUGGUUCGAUACUCAAAAUUAUGUUCUCUGGCCUCGAAUUCAAGAUUCAUCAUGUGUUAAGACAUGUUCUCAUUAUGUUACUGGAAGUCAAGUCGGUGCCACUGAAAAAGCACAUAAAGAUAUGGGUGGCACGGUUGUAGAACCACUUUGGAUGUCAUCACAAGCAUUACUAGUGAAAGCAUCAUUACAUGAUCCUCUUCUUGCUUGUAGCUAUUUAUGUCAUAACGCUACCCGAUCAAAAUUGUGUCUGAAAACAAGGGACGAUGACAGCCAUCAUUUAUUGGCACAUUCUGAUGUGAAAGAACGAACAUCCAAUCUGACGUAUGUUGUUUGCGCAGCAGAGAAUACAAAAGAACUUUAUGAGAAGGCAACUUCUACUCUUUUGAAACCAGAUCUUUCAGUUACUCAAGGUAAACUUUCAAAUGUGGUUAAUGAUGGCGUUUAUUUUGAAUCUGGCCAGGAGCCUUCUCAUCCUAUGACAGAAAAGAAAAAAUUGGCAGAAUCUUGCUCUUUUCUAUUCAAACGUCCUUUGUGGAAUAUUGUUUUUAACAAAGAUGAUGUUGAAAAAGAGUUGAAUCACAUAAAGGAGAUUGGUGGAACAGGAAUAUUAUGUAACAUGAGUGACAUAUUCACUGCAAUUGGAGAUUUCGAAUUACGUAAUGAUUCCAACAUAAACACAAUGACUGUCAUUAAUUCAAUGCAUGGUAUGGGAUUUAAAGUAAUGCUGCCAGUUUCACCCUUUGUAAAUUUUAAUUCUGAUAAUUUCCAAGAAGCAGUUUAUAAAGAUUUUCUCGUCAAAAGUCAGACAAAAGAGGCUCCUGUGCUAACAAAUGUUCCAAUGUUUGGAAAUCGUAUUUAUCCUGGUAUUGUUGAUUUCACAAACCCUGAAACUAAUGGAUGGUUUGCAAAACAUGUCGAUUUUUUUAAAACAAAAUUCAAAAUAGAUUAUAUUCACUUAUUUUUUGGACAAGCCUCAUGGCUCCCAGCACAAUAUAGUUUGCAUAAUCCAUUGCAUAACCCAAGUUUUUAUUCUACAUUAUAUACGAAUGUCGGACGACAAAUUGGGACUUGCACAGUCACUGAUGUUGCAUUUUCAUCGCAAGGGGAUCGCCAGAUCGUUAUGCUUAAAGCAGUAGAUGGUUUAGAAUCUACUAUGAAGUUGGCAUUAGCAUCCGGAUUGGCUGGUUAUCCCUUUUUCAUUCCAAAUCUACCCUUUCGCUUGGCAGAAGUGAGCAUGAUGGGACCAGCUGAUUUAGAAGAUGGUUUUAUUAGAUGGAUCCAACUUGUAUCUUUUUUUCCUGUUGCUCAUAUGCCCUGGGAUUUUGAUGCCCUAAGUAAAGCUGGAGUGAAUUUUACCAGGCUUUCCAGUAUGGUUGAAAAGUGCAUGAAUAUCAGGCAUGGUCCAGUUGUCGGAUCAGCACUGGAAGCUGCCAUGCAAGAUGCAGAUAAAGGUGGCUCAAUACCUAUCAUCUCCCCUUUAUGGAUGGCUGCUAAUGUUCCACCAGUUUCUGAAGGCAAAUUUGAAAUUGAAAGAAUUUAUAAAAUUCAAGAUCAAUUCAUGAUUGGUGAAAAUAUAAUGUUUGCGCCAGCAUUGCAAAUGGGGCAACGUUCUAGAUCUGUAUAUUUUCCUGCUGGCCAGUGGACGGAAUUGAAUAAACCAGGAAGCAAAAUAGGUUCAGAUGGUAGACUUUGGCUUAGUGAUUACAGAGUUGAUUUAGAUGACAUUCUAAUAUUUGUACGUAAAAUUUAACCCUGCUUAGUGUUAUAAAUGUUGUCACAGAUAUUUGUAAUACAAUCGAAUAUCCUAAUAAUUUAUAUUGCAUUUCCCUAAAUAUAAAAUGCAUUCUUUAUCAAAUUAUUUGCCAUGGAUGGUGUAUCUUAAUUGAGUAUUGGCCCAUAGUUGAUUGUAGGUAAAACAAACUCAUUACCUAAUAAAAAUUACAUUCUAUUUUUGAUAGCAGCAUAAAUAUAUUUUAUCACAAAAGCAUGCCAGUUUAUACCGAUCAUAUGUACAUAUGGAAAUGAUGAAUCACAUAUGCCGUUAUCAUGCCAACACAUUUCCUUCUUUUGUGCAAUUCAAUACAUCCUGUUGUAAAUGAUACCACAUACAACUCUGAAGCAAAUAACAUGUGUAAUAUAUUUAACAUAUUUAUAAAGUGCAGUAUGCUUGUUAUUUAUUGUAUUUUUUAACAAUUUUUCUUUGAAAUAGUAUAAAAUGAUAGUAUCCUGAUGAUCUACUGCAAUAUGUUUUCCUUUCCCAGCAGUUCGAUGAAUAUAGUUCCAUUUACCCAAUAUGUUAUCCUAUUUUCAAUGCCAAAAAUAUCCAAACUGCCCCCUGAUUUAACUGUAACAAUUAAACUAUUUUCAUUUCAAGUGAUAAAGCAUUCUGUUAUAUUAAUUAUUGUUAGUGCUGCUGUGCUGCUUUUGGGAUUUUUUUUUAAUCUGAGAAGAUUUAAUUUGUAAAAUUUCAUUUCCUUGGAAUAAGUUUACUUCAAUAACAAAUAUUCAAUGAUCCUGUAUUUGGCACUCUACCCAAGCUAAAAAUUAUUCCCUCUAGUUAAAUUAUGAAUUUUUUCUGUAUUAUCUUAAUUUAUUCCUGUGUGAAGUAUUGAUGCAAACAUUUACAUUAGUAUAUUUGUAAUAAAUAUUAUUUGAUGUGACCAACAACUUUUGUUAUUGCUCUGAAUGUGUCUGUUUUUUUGUUCUGUAAAUGUCUUCCAAUACACAACUUUCUUAAAAAAAAUGAUUGUGAGGCAUGAUGUCACUGCAUUUGUAUACAAUAUUGAUUGGCUGAUAUUUGUGGCAUCAAAUUAAUGCAUUUGAAAAUGCCGCUUAUAGGGUUGAUUUAGCCCAAGAUAAUUUUUUCUAAAUGAAAUUUUAUAAAAUGAAAAAUGUUUGAUUUUUUUUUAUUUCAGAUUGAAAAAAAAUUUUCAUUUGAAAAAUUUUUCUGGUGCAUUGACAAGGCCCAUGAUACACCUCUAAUAUUUUCUUUAUCAUAUAACAGCAUUAUCUUAUAUUUCUUUGCUAAAUCAUCUAGUUACGAUUAACCAUGAUAGGUAUGAGCACAUUAAAAGCGAGCAUUCUAAAAUUGAUCAGCAUCUUGCCAUUUUUUUGACUGCCUAUUACUAACCAUGACAUCUAUAAGUAUAAAAAUUGAUUAUAUCUUGCUAUUUUUAUGACUGCCUGAAUUUUUGCAUUUCUUUUCUUGACUCUAGUGAUUUCAUUAUAUUUUGUCAAUUAUUGCUGAGAACAUAUUGCUUUGAAUUUUUAAUGUUUCUAACAUUGUACCAAAAUACAUGUAUAGCAUAUUAUUGUCCGAGCACACGUGGAUGAACAAUAUAUGAAAUUAGAGAGUCUAAUUAUGGAUAAUGUCAGUUAGUAAUCUACAUACGGUUCAAUAUCUAUAUGUAUUUAUUUUGCAAUCACAUUUUCAUAAUAUACACAUGGAAAAGUAAUUUCUGUAAACUCACUUUUGUGAAUGACAGCUCUAUUUGUUCUGUUUUUAGUUUAGUGAUUACCAGUAUAUAUUUCAAAAUUAAAUCGACCAUGGAAGCAGCCCCUUCUAGACUUAGGUAUGAUAUCCUAUUUGAUUGCAUUCUGAAUUUUGCCAUACUGUUCUCUUUUAUCAUAUUUCAAAUAAUGUCAAGUUAUACCGUUUUUGUUGUGCAAUGAAAAAUAGUUUUCAGAGAUAUUUACAAUUACAUGGUACACGAUAAAACAAUCUCAAUCUCAUAAUUUUCAAUG
Messenger RNA from Styela clava, 4683 nucleotides. NCBI's taxonomy places the organism in Eukaryota, Metazoa, Chordata, Ascidiacea, Stolidobranchia, Styelidae. The record is from RefSeq and is a predicted model, not a curated record.